CGUUCGAUUCUCGUAUAUCAGCCCUCUCACCAUCGCUGCGGGAGCUAAUUCCAGCUUUAACUGGGAUUUUUGGAUCUACGAAUGCGGCCACUGGCAUUUAAUGCAAAAAAACCUGAUCGGAAAGCUAGUUACAGGUACUAGGGUGGCUUAAACAAACGUAUCACUUCCAGGUCGGCUAUCUCACGAGUUUUCUUUGAAGAUGCGCCCCUGGAACGUGUCCAGAGUACAGAGUAACCAUGGGCAAGGCUAAUCAUGUUCGUUCAGCAUGAUGUUCAGAGCAUGGUUUUCUCCUCAAGCAAGCGUGGUUGUUUCGGAAACCAAUAGCACCAAGCACCGAUGAUCGGAUCUUGAGCCUCGAAUGCGAAUGCAUCCGUCCGAGCCUGGCCUGAACCGUUAUUUGGGAUCUGCUAUCUCACAGCCCCUGGUUCCUGUUGUGAUAGCUGAUCUGAGAUGUGAACUCGCGGCUGGUUGUUAUAUUCUCUCCUUGACUCGUAGUUACGGCAAGGCCAUGAUCACCGGCUUGAAACAGAUAUCCUACGCUCUAUUGACUCAUCCUUCGAUGUCCUUUCAUUGACUGGACUUCAAACUUGGCUCGUAAGCGUGUUUGUCAAUGUAGAAUGCGCCUGUCCAUAGCCUGUACAUGUAUGUACAUGUAAUGUACAGAGUGCACCCAGUUCAAAUCCCGACCUGGCCUGUUGUUGAAGUGCCCAUUAUGGGAAACCCCCUGACUAGCACAUGGCCAUGACUCCGAAUGUCCUUGCAUCCCCUAUGAUUUGCUCCCGUGAUAAUCGAGGACAGUUGCAAUUAGCCCCUUUCAACCAGUUUUGGAGGCAGCUGAAACAUGAAAGCAUACCAUGAGGCUUUCUUCUCUUCUUGUUGUGGUUUCUAAGAGCGAGCAUGGCUAAUAUAUAGAUUUAUCAUAUAUGUUUUUGCAGAUAUAUUGUGCCCAAGCUACCGAUAGAACAACCUACACUUCCAAGAACUUCAAAUCGAAUCGAUACGCGGGGGAUCCUCAUCAAACUGCCAGACACUUGAGCUUUGAACUGAUUGGGCGGGCACAUUGCCCAAUUGACUGACUAUCUGCAGCAAACCCCUCGUCAGUUACGCCUCUUGCACCUACAAAGAAAACAUCAACAGCUGCAGAAACACCAGCACCGUGGAGGUCCGCCUCUUGACCCCAUUUUAAACUAGGGAUAUUCAAACUGCGAUAAGACCCCACAUCAUGACCUCAGAGGCAAGUAAGGCACAGGGGGCACUCACCCAGAGAACGCUCCCGGCUUCAUGGUACCAUUCAGCGCGGCUCUACGAAGCGGAACGUCGUGCCAUAUUCUCUCAGAAAUGGCUGCAGGUCACUCAUGCAAACCGCUUCGUCAAUCCAGGGGAUUUUGCCCGCUACGAAAUGGCUGGAUAUCCGUUUUUCAUAAUUAAAGAUCGUACGGGCGAGUUGAGAGCGUUCCACAAUGUCUGUCGGCAUAGGGCCUUCCCCGUUGUAAAGGAAAAGUCUGGGAAGUGUAAGAAGAUUCUUUCAUGUGGAUAUCACGGCUGGUCCUACGGCUUGAAUGGCAAGCUGGCCAAAGCUCCCCGGUUCCAAGAUCUGGCGGGGUUUAAUGCAGAAGACUAUUCUCUAUUCCCUAUUCACCUCCAUGUCGACCGAUGUGGAUUCGUCUGGGUGAAUCUAGACGCAAAAGAAGUUCCGUCCGUAUCAUGGGACGAGCAAUGUGGGACAGCUGAUGUUCAAGAAAGGCUUGGGGAUUUCCAGAUGGAGAAGUAUUCGUAUGACCAUUCAUGGAGUUUCGAGGCGGAAUAUAAUUGGAAGGCUAUGGUUGAUAAUUAUAACGAGUGCUACCACUGCCCCGUCGCCCACCCGGGCAUCGCAGCAACAACUGACCUACAAAACUACACCGUAACCACCGACCAAGGCUUCAUCGCCCACUUCGCCCGCCCAAAACCCGAAUACGCAACCGGCAACAACUCAAACGUCGCCCCAACCUACCUCUUCCCCAGCUCCGCCGUCACGGUCAACACCGUCUACCUCUACCUCACCCGCUGCGUGCCCCUGAGCGCCACGAGCGUGCGCAUGGAGUACGAAGUGUACCGCCACGCGCAGUGCACGGACGAGGAGUUCGCGGAGGUGGACGCGUUCAUGAAGCAGAUCGAGGAGGAGGAUCGGGUACUGUGCACGCUGGUGCAGGAGAAUUUAAAUGUAGGUGUGUAUCGGAGCGGGCCGUUGCAUCCAAGGGAUGAGAUGGGGGUGGCGUAUGUCAAGGAGCUGGUUAAGAGAGCUGUUAUGGCACAUGUGCAGAUGGAGAAGGAGGUUGGGCAUGAGGUAUGGCCCGCUACGGCGAGGGGUGGGGAUGGAAAGCUGGGGGGUACGCUGGAUGCGGAGACCGAGGAGGAGGAGGUUUGUAAGGCCCUGUGCAGUGGUGGGGCUUUGGAGAAGUUGUCUUGGUGAAAGAGAGGUGGAGUGUUACAUUACGACGCUUAUUAGUUCAGGAAGGCAUAAUUGGGGAUUCUUUCGCGGUUGAUCCCUGGAUGAGUGAAAUGUCUAUCUAUUACCGGGGAAUAUUUAAAACGAGGAAAUUGAGAUGCAUAACUGAAUGGCCGAAUUUGCUUGAGCUCAGAGUGAUUUAUUUAUCGAUAGAAAGUACUAUUCUCCUUCUCUCUCUCUCUCUCUCUCUCUCUAAGAUAUAUAUAACAAGGCUGCCUGCAGCCGGUGAGUCGGUAGUUGGUCCCCCAACCAACCAUAUCUACAGAUAUCAGCAACCAAAUACAGUUUCCUCGCCUAGGUUGCUGGAUACGCUCUCAUGCAAAUGAGUCAUGAUAAAUGCGAAAGCCACCACAAUGUCUUUUCUUCUCACCACUUCCUGAUCUGUCUUGCUGGAGGAUGUCGAACUUUUCUGUCUAAGCGCUUAUCCAUUCCGUCCAUGCCAUGCCCGAAUCGAAUCCAUCACAUCCCAUCACACACCCACCCCACCUACCUUCCAUCCAACCGCCCAGCGCUCUACCACUUGCGAACAAUAAGGUAAACGCCUCCCCCGCAAAACUCUAUUCGACCCGGGCGGUUACCACCCAGACAGAAACAAACACACACACCUCCCCCUGAUUGGCCACCGUUAGCGCGAGCCUGGUUCUUCCCUUGGCAUCUUAAACUUCCCCAGCGGUCCGGUCCAGGGAAACAUCUGCGGUCCCAAGGUUCCAUGGAUCGCCCCCACCCCCGGGGGGCUCGGGGGCCCGCGGGAACAACCAGUCCACGGGCAGUGGUUCGCGCGGCUAAUGGGGAUGGUUGAUUGGGUAGCUAGCUCUAGAAGGAAUGAAGAAAGGGUUUCUUUUCGGUGGAGCUGGAGCUGGAGCCGGAGGCGGGGUCACAAGACACUAAAACUACUCUUUUAUCGCAUAAUGUGCCGGGCUUCUGCAUGCAUGAGAGGUGUUACCAGAGCGGGGGGAAUUCGAGGCGGGGUAGAUGGGCAGUAAAACUACAAUAAUCUCAAGGCUGACAUACUUUAUUAGUAUUGGGUAAUUAAUAGUAAUGGAGUCAACACGGAUUUCGU
Blastomyces dermatitidis ER-3 is the source of this 3548-nucleotide messenger RNA. RefSeq names its product Rieske domain-containing protein. The transcript has 3 exons. The coding region runs from base 1223 to 2452 and encodes 409 amino acids. The record is from RefSeq and is a predicted model, not a curated record. Lineage: Eukaryota; Fungi; Ascomycota; Eurotiomycetes; Onygenales; Ajellomycetaceae. Gene Ontology annotation, molecular function: 2 iron, 2 sulfur cluster binding; iron ion binding.